CGUCGUGCAUCCACCCGCGCCGCCGCCGUGAUCGUCAACCCUGAUUUGACGAACGAUGUCUUUGAUGCUCCGAAUGCUACGCGAGCUUCUCCUGAUAGUGAUGUUAAUGGUGAUAUUGCGCCUGAUCUGAUGAAGCAAGAGGCGAAUGGGGCAUCGGAGAGUCCGUUGAGCGAGGCGCCGGAGACGGUUGUGGAGCCGGUGAAGCGAGCGAAGGGUGAAAAGAAGGCGGCUGCCGCUGCCAAUGGCGCACCAAAAUCAAGAAACGAUGAAGACGGAUACGACCCCGAAGCUGAAGGCGAGGAAGAGGUUGGCGAGGAAGAAGUCAAAGCGGCCCUAUCCAGACCACCGCCCGUCAACAGCGACUACCUCCCUCUCCCAUGGAGAGGCAGACUAGGCUACGCCUGUCUCAACACCUAUCUCCGCAACUCCAACCCUCCCGUCUUCAGCUCGCGCACCUGUCGCAUCCAAUCCAUCCUCGACCACCGCCAUCCCCUCCGCGAUCCCUCGCAGCCCGAGCACGCCACCAAGAACCGACCCGACAAAGACCAGCCGGCCGAUAUCGAGCGGGGAAGGCGAUACGUGGAGGCGCUGUGCCUGGCGAACGUCAAGGAUAUCAUCAAAAUGGUGCGCUGGAACGACAAGUAUGGUAUCAAGUUUAUGCGGCUGAGCAGCGAGAUGUUCCCAUUUGCGUCGCACGAGGAAUACGGGUAUAAACUAGCGCCGUUUGCGUCGGAGGCGCUGGCGGAGGCCGGCAGGGUGGUUGCGGAGCUUGGUCACAGAGUUACUACGCAUCCCGGCCAAUUCACGCAGCUGGGAAGUCCAAGGAAGAGCGUCAUCGACAACUCCAUACGUGAUCUGGACUAUCAUGCCGAACUGCUGAGCCUGCUCAAGCUCCCCGAGCAAUCUGAUCGAGACGCCAUUAUGAUUCUACACAUGGGCGGCAUCUUCGAAGGCAAGCAAGAGACCCUCCAACGCUUCCGGGAAAACUACAAAGGCCUCCCGCAAUUCGUCAAAAACCGCCUAGUACUCGAGAACGACGACAUGGGUUGGAGCGUGCACGAUUUGCUCCCCAUCUGCGAAGAGUUGAACAUUCCCCUCUGCCUCGACUUCCACCACAACAACAUCGUCUUCGACUCGUCGCAGAUACGCGAAGGCACGCAGGACAUUAUUGCCCUCUACCCGCGCAUCAAAGCGACGUGGGAUCGCAAGCGCAUCAGGCAGAAGAUGCACUACUCCGAGCCCACGCCCGCCGCCAUCACGGCGCAACAAAGACGCAAGCACAACCCGCGCGUGGCAACGCUGCCACCUUGUCCGCCGGAUAUGGAUCUCAUGAUUGAGGCGAAGGACAAGGAGCAGGCGGUGUUUGAGCUGAUGCGCACCUUCAAGUUGCCCGGGUUUGACCGUAUUAAUGACGUGGUGCCGUACACGCGCCAUGACGAUAACAAAGUUGCGCUCGCGCUUGUGGCGAAGAAGAAUACCAAGGCGGCAAAGAAGAAGCGGGAAAGCGCUGCCGAUGAGGGAGAAGAAUCCCCUGAGCCGGAGAUGGUGGACGAUAAUGAGGUUGGCAUGGGCGGGCCAGAGGGCAGGGUGUACUGGCCUCCGGGUAUGGAAGAGUGGUUGCGCCCGAAAAAGAGAGAGGUGAAGGCCAAGAAGGAGACGGUGGCGGAGAAGUCGCCCGCGCAGGUCAAAAAGGAGGCCGCGGAUGCGUAUGCCAAAUUCGAAGCUAACAAGGCGGCUGCCAAAGCC
Neohortaea acidophila is the source of this 1746-nucleotide messenger RNA. RefSeq names its product UV-endonuclease UvdE-domain-containing protein. The annotation marks the transcript as partial. Gene Ontology annotation, biological process: nucleotide-excision repair; response to UV; mitochondrial DNA repair. The transcript has 2 exons. Gene Ontology annotation, cellular component: mitochondrion; nucleus. The record is from RefSeq and is a predicted model, not a curated record. Gene Ontology annotation, molecular function: endonuclease activity. NCBI's taxonomy places the organism in Eukaryota, Fungi, Ascomycota, Dothideomycetes, Mycosphaerellales, Teratosphaeriaceae.